Pomacea canaliculata is the source of this 5433-nucleotide messenger RNA. RefSeq names its product protocadherin Fat 4-like. Gene Ontology annotation, cellular component: plasma membrane. Bases 274 to 4689 code for a protein of 1471 amino acids. Gene Ontology annotation, biological process: homophilic cell-cell adhesion. Gene Ontology annotation, molecular function: calcium ion binding. The transcript is spliced from 40 exons. NCBI's taxonomy places the organism in Eukaryota, Metazoa, Mollusca, Gastropoda, Architaenioglossa, Ampullariidae. The record is from RefSeq and is a predicted model, not a curated record.
UCAUCAAAACCAGGAAGACAGACAGUACUUGCUGUUAGUGGUGUCUUGCUGAAGGCUGACGAGAACAGGACAAGUCAUUCUGCUUUCUUUUAAAAACAAGGACAAAUAGAAGAAUCAGCCUUUUCUUGAUUCCAGAUUUGGAGUUCAAUUUUUCCGGGACAGAUGUGUUUCAGGUUUUCAGAAAGGUGAUAGCUUUCUCGUUUUUUUCGAGGACUGUUUAGAAGACCUCAAACUUGGCAAGUGAGCCCACUCUACGACGCAUAUGUGACAAAAAUGAACAUCGUCGUUUUCAUCAUUGCGGUCUUGUGUAGCCCGGUUUUCUCACAGUAUGGUUGUUUUCUCAACUACAGUACAGCAGUUUACACUGUUGAUAUACCCGAAACUAUUAAAGCUGGUGACGUUUUGUUAACAGUUUUCACUACUGAUAACAUAACUAUAGAGGAUGCUGGUUUCAAUCUGAUAAUGCCAUUUUUUAUUGAGCUGCAAUUAGUUUCCUUGCAACAAGGAGAGCACGUUUAUAAUGUGAUAUCAAAAACCAGCGUGACCGAACUUGACUACAAUACAACGCUGUGUCACAUGUCUCGAUAUUGGGCUUUUAAUUUGGUCUGCCUGUCAUCUCCGUCAAAUGAGGUUUACAUUAUGUUUGCAGUGAACUACACUGAUGACUACGAUCCUGUGUGGACACAAAAUCUCACACUCUCAGCACCAGAGCUUGCACCUAUCAAUACCUCGAUUACAAUUUUGUCACAAAUCGAAGGUCUUUACACGGAUCAGGACUGUGCAAGUCCGAACAGUCGUUCACCAUUCUAUUCUAUUCAGGGAGGAAACACUGAUGCAACAUUUCGAAUGCAGUCAACAUCUGGCGAAAUUGUUGUAAACAGAUUAAUUUCCUAUCAAAAAGGAGAAACCAAGUUCCAACUGACUGUGUCCAUAACGACGUAUAGUCCCUGGGAUUCCCCUGGAAGACAUAGUUCUGCGCCAGUUGUAAUUAACAUCCAUGAUAUCGACGACAACGACCCCGUUUUUGACAAUCCACAAUAUACUGUACAUGUCCAAGAGGAGAACUCCACUGUGCUCAAUGAUCCACUUUUUACUUCCCCCCCUGUGUUUGCCUUCGACCAAGACACUGGCAUCAACGACAGCGUCACAUACUCCAUCAACGGCAUCACGGACACUGUAGGCAUUCACAAUGAGACUGGGCAAGUGUGGGUAACACGAGUGAUGGACAGAGAGGUGGAGCCUUUCGCUAAUGUGAACAUUAAGGCAAAUCAGGUGCACAACUCGUGGAGGUCGUCGGUGGCCUCGGUCCUCGUGGUAGUAGAUGACAUCAACGACAACCGCCCAAAGUUUUCGAUAAACAAUCCAACUCUCGUCACAAUUCCAGAACAUUCCGCUUUCGGUUCGUCGGUUGUUCGAGUUUUAGCCCUUGAUGCUGAUGAGGGAGAUAAUGCACUUUUCAAUUACACACUUAAAUCACACCAAAAUGUCUUCAACAUUCAAACCGACAUUCUGGGAAGUCCGCGGUAUGGCAUCGUGACGGUGGUCAAUUCUUCCGCCCUGGACAGAGAAACCAUUUCUUCUCUGACUCUAACGGUGUACACUGAAGAGUUCACACCACAACAAGGAGGAGACUGCAGUACUGGCAUGUGCAACAUCACCAUCACCAUACAACUGACCGACAUCAACGACAACAGCCCUGUCUUUGACAACUCCAGCUACAGGCUGACAGUCAGGAACAACAUCAAAGGUGUCUUCUUAGUGGCGGUCAAUGCAAGUGAUGCUGACGAAGGUGAGAACGCAGACCUGAGGUACAGGUGUUUGCCCUCCUACGCCCUCGGCAGUGACGGCUGCAGUGUAAUUACAGUUGAGGACAAAACUGGCGAAAUCAGUCUGAGUCAGCCUGUGGACAAUUUACAGGUUUACUAUGCCUCUAUAGAAGCAUGUGACAGUCCUACUGAUGUCUCACAAAUGCGCUGUACCACAGUCCCCGUUAUGAUCAGUCUGAACCCUGACCUUCAGCUCAACGUGACGUCAUACAACUUCACAGUUUAUGAGAAUUUACCGGCGGGUACCUACGUUGGUGACAUCUUGAAUUACAACAAUCAAUUUGAACUUCAAGACAAAAAUUUUGAACUCAAUGGAAGAACACUCCGUACAAAAAAAUUCUUGGACAGGGAGGAGCAGGACUGGUACACGUUUGCUAUCAACACUCGUAACGAGAACAACACAAACAUCUCUGUCCUGGUCACUGUGCUGGACGUCAACGACAACAGUCCAGUCUUCAACAACACCAACUACAAACUGACCGUGGUGAACAAUAUUAAGGACGUCCUCGUAGAGACCAUCCGUGCUAGUGAUGCUGACGAAGGUGAAAACGCACAUCUCAGUUACAAGUGUGUGUCUGUAGCAGACAUGGAUGGUUGUGGUGAGAUUACUGUCAACAGUACAACUGGGGACAUAAGGCUACGACAGCCUCUCACCAAAUCACAAAUGUAUUUUGCACUGGUUGAGGCGUGCGAUAACCAUGUUGAUGUCUCACAAAGUCGCUGUACUUCAGUUCCUAUCAGAAUCAGUCUGCCUCCUGAUUUUGACCUCAACGUGACGUCAUACAACUUCACGGUUCACGAGAAUUUGCCGGCGGGGACGUACGUUGGCGACCUCUUGGAUUAUGACAGUCACUUUGAGCUCCAUCAUGACAAAUUUCAGCUCGAUGAAGGAACUAUCCGCACUAAAGUUUCAUUGGACCGAGAGGCUCAAGACCAAUACAUGUCUGUCAUCAACACCCACAACCAGAACAACACAAACAUCUCAGUGCUGGUCACUGUCCUGGACGUCAACGAUAACAGCCCUGUCUUUGAUCGCUCCAACUACAGACUGACUGUGGUGGACAAUACUCGUGACGCCCUCGUGCACAAGGUCAAUGCUAGCGAUGCUGAUGAAGGUGAGAAUGCACGCCUCCAGUACAGAUGCAUGCCUUCCUAUGUCAGUAGUAGUAAUGGCUGCAGUGUGUUCACUGUUAACAACUCAACUGGUGAAAUAAGGUUGCAGCAGGAACUAACCAGUUUAGAAAUGUAUUUGGUGCUAGUGGAGGCGUGUGAUACUCCGACUGAUACCUCACAAAGUCGCUGCACCACAGUUCCUGUCAGAAUCAGUCUACUUCUCGAUUUUGACCUCAGCGUGACGUCAUAUAACUUCACGGUUCACGAGAAUUUGCCGGCGGGGACGUACGUUGGAGACAUCUUGUAUUACGACCCUCACUUUGAGCUUCAAGAUGACACGUUUGAGCUUAAUGAGAGAAACCUUCAAACAUUAAAAUCACUGGACCGAGAAAUGCAAGACCAACACAAGUUUGUCAUCAACACCAACGACCAGAACAACACAAACAUCUCAGUCGUGGUCACUGUUCUGGACGUCAACGACAACAGCCCGGUCUUUAACAAGUCAAACUACAGACUGAUUGUGGUGGACAACAAUGAAAACACCUUCUUAGAGACAAUUAACGCUAGUGAUGCUGACGAAGGUGAGAAUGCAGUGCUCAGGUACAGGUGUGUGUCCUCUGUAACAAGCAAUGAUGCCUGUGAUGUCAUGACAGUCAAUGACACAACUGGGGAAACAAGGCUUCUACAGUCUCUGGUCAGUUCACACACGUAUUACGCGCUGGUUGAAGCGUGUGACAGUCUCACUGACAUCUCACAGAGACGCUGUACCACAGUACCUGUUAGUCUCCAUCUUCCUUCAGCCUUCAACGUGACGUCAUACAACUUCACGGUUCACGAGAAUUUGCCGGCGGGGACGUACGUUGGCGACAUCUUGAAUCACGACGAUCACUUUGUUCUUCAGCAUGACAAGUUUGAACUUCAUGACGGAACUCUCCGCACGAAGAAGCCUCUGGACAGAGAGGACCAGGAUCAUCACACUCUUGUCGUCAACACUAACAACCAGAACAACACGAAUAUUUCCGUCCUUGUCAUUGUCCUGGACGUCAAUGACAACAACCCCGUCUUCAAACCGAACGACGGAUCUGUGACGUUGAGUGGGGAAGAGACGACUGGUCACGUGAUCACAGUUGUCAACGCCUCAGACGACGACGAAGGAGUCAAUGCUGAAAUGACCUACAGCUUACAGCCGGACUCAAUGUUGCAGUACUUCUACAUCAAUGAGUCAGGGGCAGUAAUUCUACAAACAUUGUCAACCUUAGAGACGAUGGACCUGCUGGUCAAGGCUUCAGAUGGUGGUUCGCCAUCGUUGUCCGGCUUCUACACACUCAGGAUAACUAUCCCAGCAGUCAACAGAAACGUUGUCAUUUUUGCACCAGUGACGAGCGACAAACUAGCCGGAGAGAGAAAGAUAAUUGAGAGUGAACUUAUGCGAAUCCUAGGUGCAAAUGUCACCGUUGAAACCGUUCGACAACAUUCAGCUGACAGCUCAGCAAUAUACAUCACUGCACGGGGCAUGAGCACAGGUCAGCCACUAAAAGUUGAAGAACUUCAAAAGCUUGUAGACUCAAAGCCUGUAGAAAUCGCUGACCUGUUUCGUCAGAACUUCCCUGAUGACACCAGUAAGACAACUGCUGCAGACGACUUCACCACUCCAGUCACCAUCGUCCUCAUCUUGAUUUCCGCCGUCCUCCUCGUUGUUCUUAUCAUUGCUGCGGUUGUCAUGUCAAGGUCUCACAAGGCGUGCUGUUGAGACAGGCUCUGUUCCACUUUUAAUGAAAACUACUGUUUUUAAAACUUACAAUUACAUUUUUGUGAAUGAAUCUUAAGCAGUUACGGCCGCUUCUAUUUGUUGAAAUUGUGAGAUAUGUUCAUUUUUGAUAUUGCUUAGUACUUUUUAAAAACAUAGCUAUUCCGUUUUAUACACCAAAUUUGUCCUCAUCAUUCGUCUUCCAGUCAUUAUAUGUGUCCUGCACAGCUGUGUGUAUGUGUUUGUGUGUGAGUUUGUGUUCGUGCUCUAUGUAAAACUGGAUGUGUGUUUUUACUCUCUAAUUUAAGAGCAAAGAAAAGAGCUGUGUUCAUGGAGGUGACACCUGUGUUUCUGAGCUCUGUGAAUGUUCUUGUAUUUUAUAUAAUUACUGUACUCGUGUUGCAUAAUUGUGAAUCUACAUUUCCUUGAUGGGAUUUGAUAUUCUGAUUUACUGGAUGUAAUUUUUAUGUCUUUUUGUGUGAAAAUAGUCUUGGAUUAUCUAGUUUUUUUGCUGAACCCUCGACCUCGAUCUCAGUGCACUGCAAGACUGCGCUGACCGCCUCCUCCCCUUCUACCCCUCCCCCGCUGUGUCAGAGGUGUGCUUUAGCACCUGCUAUAAUCUUCUAUUUGUUUUGACUUUUUUCCAUCCUUACCAUGACCCAUUUAGUAAUCUUGUGUUCUUUCUAAGAUUUUUCUGAAUGAUACAGCUCUCGUUAUUCCUUACAAAUAAAAAUAAAUUUGACCUUC